GCACGUUGUUCGUUUGUUCGCCGUUCGCGUUUUUGCCGACGCGUUUUCGAAUGUGAAAAAAUGUGCGCCCAGCAUUAGUUGAUGUGAAAUUAAACGCUGAAUUUUAGACAAUGCCGCAACGCACGCCAAGUCCCGUAGAAAUGAUUGCAACGCGCAGUUGCAGCAGUCCGGCCGUAUCCGAGAUCUCUGUGGGCUCGCCGAGUCCACCGCCGCCGACGAUGAGGCCGCUCAACAUAAAACGCUUGCGAAUGCUUCGCAGUCCGGCGACAAUUCAAAGUGUUCGCAAAUGCAGCCAAUUUGGGGCAGGUGAACGCAUCAAAAGCUUUUCCAUAGCCGACAUUUUGGGCUGUGGCGAUGAUCGGAAGACGGCGGCGACACCAGCUGAAGCUCCAACUGAAGGUCCAACUCCAGCUCCAGUUGCAGCCGCAGCUUCAGCUCCAUCUGUGCUGCUGCAGGAGCGUCUACAGGUGCCCAUAACAGUCUCGCAGGCGGCGCCCUUGCUGCAUGCCGGAUUACAUCCGUUUUUGCCGCCCGGCCUGCUCCAUAGCUAUGAGCAGCGCUUGGCAUGGGACUAUCAGAGGCAGCUGCAGGAGCACUUUCAGGCGCAGCUGUUGCGCCAGAUGAGCAUGGAUCCCGCCCGAAUACCGAUACCCUCCGAGGAUGGCAGCUCGGAGCGUUCACAGCGCUCGAGCAGCAGCAAUGGCAGCACCGAUUGCUGCCCCCUCGAUGAAGCCAAUAAAACAAACAAACCAGCAGCCUCAAGUGAUCCCAGCCAGAAAGCAGGCGUGGCAGCAGUGGGAGCAGCAACCGCGGGCGGAGAUACACCACUCGAUGCACUGUUCCAGCUAUCCACCAAAAACUUUGAUGAGGAGCAGGAUCCCUCCACGCUGAACAUCUUUGCGACGAGAUCCAAUCCAAAGAAGAAGCGCAAGUCGCGCACUGCAUUUACAAAUCAGCAGAUCUUUGAGCUGGAAAAGCGUUUUCUCUAUCAGAAAUAUCUGUCGCCAGCGGAUCGCGAUGAGAUCGCCCUCGGCUUGGGUUUGUCCAAUGCGCAGGUGAUCACCUGGUUCCAGAAUCGUCGGGCCAAACUCAAGCGGGACAUGGAGGAGCUGAAAAAGGAUGUGCAGAGCGUGAACAAAUUACCCGACCAGUCAGCAGAUCCCACGCGAUGCAGGACCACCCACCAAAACCAAUCGAAUCUGAGUAACAACCACAACUCCAACUCCAACGCCAACUCCAGCAGCAGUCGGGACAAGGAAGAUCUGCGCAUGCUGAAGAUGAUGACCCUAAUGCGUUACUCGGAUGGCAAACUGCUCUACAAUCCACAGCCGGAAUUGGGCCACUAAUCAAAGUGAUGAAAUUUAAUCCAACUUCUCCCCAACACACACACACACACACUCACACACACACACACACACACACGUGAAUAGCCCAAUUUGUAAAUUGUUCUGAUUAUGAUAUGAAAAUUCACGCACACACACACACACCCACACACACACGCGACUUCUAAAUUGCCAAAAAAUGAAAACGCAAAACAAUUUUCUUUUUUUAUAAUGAUUUUUCCUAAUUGUAGUAUUAAAUUUCGCAUAAUUUGCUUGUGAUUCGUGUCUAUAAUACAUAUAUAUACAU
Drosophila grimshawi is the source of this 1629-nucleotide messenger RNA. RefSeq names its product homeobox protein Nkx-3.2. The coding region runs from base 111 to 1346 and encodes 411 amino acids. The transcript has 4 exons. The record is from RefSeq and is a predicted model, not a curated record. Gene Ontology annotation, biological process: regulation of DNA-templated transcription. Gene Ontology annotation, molecular function: DNA binding; DNA-binding transcription factor activity, RNA polymerase II-specific. Lineage: Eukaryota; Metazoa; Arthropoda; Insecta; Diptera; Drosophilidae.